This is a messenger RNA of Phytophthora infestans T30-4, 1059 nucleotides long. RefSeq lists its product as uncharacterized. The transcript has 3 exons. NCBI's taxonomy places the organism in Eukaryota, Oomycota, Peronosporomycetes, Peronosporales, Peronosporaceae. The coding region runs from base 1 to 1059 and encodes 352 amino acids. The record is from RefSeq and is a predicted model, not a curated record.
AUGGCGAACGCUGUUAACGGUGGCGAAGGUAUCAGCAACGCUCACGCGUACCUGGGCGACCUGGAGACUGUAGAUCACCGCCAGCUCUCAGUCUUUCCCGGUGGCAAGGUUCUGUUUCCAGGCGAUGAUCUGCCACUCCGGAUGCUCUCGGACUCGAUGAUCAUUGGCAUCCGUAAUUUACUAUCACAUGAAGGUGCGCUGCUGGCCGUGCUGCCUCCACACCAGGCUAGCACGCAGUAUGGGGUCACUGUUCGAGUUGAGAGAUUCACUGUGGAGGAUCACAGUGCGGCGAUGACUGGGGCUGCGAGACAGCGCUUCCGUUUAGUUAAGAGACUACGAUCGGAAUCGAGCGCUGCGAUUUUGUGGGGUGAAGUGGAGAUCUUACCGCAGGACAGAGCUCAGUCGAUCCCAUUCGACAACUUGUGCUGGCAUCGAGAAGACGAGAAAAAGGAGAAUGAGACGAGCAAGAAGAGAAGUCUGCGGAAACUCCGUGGACGACAGUACCCAGCGUACUGGGGGUGCAGUACAUAUGCGUUGUAUGAUGCACGGGUUCUGGAGAUCGAACUUCUGGAACAGGUUGAGGAGGAUAUUUACUGCUCCAUGUGUGGCACUUUCCUGGCGAAUACUCGAGAAAUCUUCAGCAUGACGGCACGCGGUGCCGCUGGAGGCACGUUCGUUAACCCUGGCGGCCACGUCUUCCAAGUGUUGACGCUGCGCGAGGUGGACCGUGCACAUGUCUUCGUGGAUAUGACGCGCAGUACGGAGGACACGUGGUUUGCAGGAUAUGGAUGGAGCAUCACGCAUUGUAACUCAUGCUAUCAACAUCUUGGCUGGCGCUUCGACCGAGUGGACUCGCAUGGACUACCUGCUACUUUCUUUGGCUUUCGACGAGCAGCAUUAACGCGAUCUCGAGGCUCUCGACGAGUUGAUCCUCGAUCGAUCGGCUUGGACGGAUACGAUACGGAGGACUACGAGGAGUCGAUAGCGUCCAGUGAUGGCUCGUCGGCUAAUAGCGAGGAAAUGCAUUUGCUGCUGAGUACAAGUACCGGUACAGAAUAA